AUGGUUCAACGCAAAGAUCCACCGUCAGAGCAGCUUAGAGCCUACACAUUGCUCAUUGAGCUCUUGUCGUAUCAAUUUGCCUUUCCCGUCCGAUGGAUUGAAACACAAAAUGAUCUAAUCCAGCGAAAUAAUACUAUCCAGCGCUUCGUUGAAGUGGGACCAUCCAAUGUCCUGGCGAACAUGGCGAAGAAGACAGCCAAGGGCCAAUACGCUGAAGAGGAUCUGGUGCGCUGCGUAGACCGUCAGUACCUAUCGCACGCCGACGACGCCCAGCACAUCUACUACCAGUAUGAUGAAGAGGCACCGGUGGAAAGCGCUGAUAAUGAACCGGCCCAACCGGCCGCCUCGUCCACCCCUGCUGCUCCGGCACCAGUGGCUGCGCCACCGGUGGUAGUUCAAACAGCGCCCCAGCCAGCUGCCCAGGCAGCUGUCGCUGUACCCGAUGUCGACUUGAGUGCAAUCGACGUUGUCAUCUCCAUAGUCGCUCAGAAGAUCCGCAAAGCAUUUGACGAGGUACCCGCAGCGAAGUCUAUCCGCGAUUUAUCCGCAGGCAAAUCCACAUUACAGAAUGAGCUAAUCGGACAGCUGGACGCUGAGUUUCGCGGUCUGCCAGAAGGAAGUGAAGAUCUCGCGCUAGAAGCACUGGCCUCCCACUUCACAAACUUCUCUGGACGACCUGGUAAGGUGAUGGGCGGACAUAUCGAUCGCCUUGUGGCCGCCCGUAUGCCUGCAGGUUUCAACCAAGCCAAGAUCAGAGACUAUCUCUCCUCACACUGGGGACUAGGCCUCAAUCGGCAGACCACCGUUCUGUGCUAUGCGGUAACAAUGGAACCGGCUGCUCGCCUCGCCGAUGCCGGCCAGGCAACGCAGUUCCUAGAUUCAGUGGUGAGCCGAUACGGAGGAAAGGCAGGCAUAGCUCUACAGAAGAGAGCGGAGGGUGGAGCGUCACAGACAUCUGCUGUGGCCCAGGUCGACUUGGCUAGUCUUGAAACCCUCAAGAAGGAACAAAAUGAGUACUUACACAAACAGUUCCAGCUUCUCGCCAAGCAUCUGGAUUUGGAUGGCGUGGCGCAACCCAGUCAAACCCAGGUGCAAGGGGAGGAUACUGACAGGCUGGCUGAAUGGGACGCCGAAUUCGAUGAAGAGUUUCUCACGGGUAUGCGGACGAUCUUCGACCCGCGGAAGGCUCGUCGUUAUGAUUCAUGGUGGAAUACGGCCCGAGAGGACCUCAUGGCCUUGUUGCACGACAUCCGUCCUGCUGCCGAGGACAAGGCCUCGCAGCGAUACCAGAGCCUUGUCAAUCGGUGGUCACCAGAAUUGGAGCAGAUGCUGGAACACAGUGCUCAGGAUGACACGACGAAGGAGAAGGCUCAGAUGCUGCUUGACGAUGUUCGUGCUUCGGGAGUAGCCAACGGGCCAGUCUUUCGUUAUACUCAGCCUGCUAUGGCGCCUGAGACGAAAGUCGAUGCGAACGGGCGCAUCCAGUACUCUGAGGUGCCUCGUCGUCAGCUCCACGGUGAGAACAAAGCUUCCACCCUGAACUACGCGCAGGUAGUUGCAGCUCGACACCGCGACGUGCCCUAUGCGCACCUCCGCAGCCGAGCCGGUGUGGAUUGGAAGUAUGACGACCAGCUCACGGACAUGUUUUUGAAUAUCCUAUCUACCGGAGCCUCUACCGGACUGUCAUUUACCGGCAGAAGAGUACUGGUGACCGGUGCUGGAGUCGGUUCGAUUGGAGCAGACAUCGUGGCCGGGUUGCUGGCCGGUGGAGCGCACGUUAUCGUCACCACCAGUCGUCAGCCUUCAGAUGUCGCUGCAUCCUUCCGCCAGCUCUAUGCGAAGGUCGGAGCUCCUGGAUCAGAAUUGAUUGUGCUGCCAUUCAACCAAGCCAGCAAGCGUGAUUGCGAGGAAUUAAUCAACCACAUCUACGACGAGCAGUCGGGUUAUGGUUGGGACCUCGACUUUAUCAUCCCCUUCGCUGCCAUCUCCGAGAUCGGACGGCAGAUUGACAAAAUCGACUCCAAGUCGGAAUUGGCGCACCGUGCCAUGCUGGUUAAUCUGCUCCGCUUGUUGGGAUUCAUCAAACAGCAGAAGGAAAAACGGGGUUUUGAUUGUCGGCCCACAGGUGUCUUGCUCCCCUUGUCUCCAAACCAUGGUAACUUCGGUGGAGACGGCUUGUAUUCUGAGUCCAAGCUGGGGCUGGAGACCCUGUUCAAUCGCUUCCAUUCUGAGGGCUGGUCUGACUUCCUUUGCAUUAUCGGUGCCGUGAUCGGCUGGACCCGCGGCACGGGCCUGAUGAGUGCCAACAAUAUCGUCGCCCAGGGUAUGGAAGACUCAUUGGAUAUACUGACAUUUUCUGCCCCCGAGAUGGCUUUCAAUAUUCUGUCUCUCCUGUCAGGCGACAUCCUCGAAGUGGCGGACGAUGAACCCAUUUAUGCGGAUUUGAGUGGAGGCCUUCAAGGUGUCAGUGACCUCAAGGACAAGAUUUCGGCUAUUCGCAAGAAGAUCGUCUCGGAUAGCCGGAUCCGCCAGGCGCUGGUCGCCGAGAAUCUACACGAGCAAAAGGUUCUCCGAGGCACGAAGCCUGCGGAGGGUAAUGUUCAACCUCCUCUUAAACGCCGCUCCAACAUUGAGCCGGCCUUCCCACCUCUUUCAGAUUACAACUCGGUGACAGCUGGCCUCCAGUCCUUGAAGGGAAUGGUGGACCUGUCUCGCACGGUGGUGGUGGUAGGUUACUCGGAGCUGGGCCCUUGGGGCUCUUCGCGUACACGCUGGGAGAUGGAGCAUGAGGGCCGCUUGUCUCUGGAAGGUUAUACCGAACUGGCAUGGAUGAUGGGCCUUAUUAAGCACUUUGACGGUGAUCUUAAAGGCAAACCAUACACCGGCUGGGUUGAUUCCAAGACCAAAGAAGCGGUGGACGAGGCGGAUAUUGAGGAGAAAUAUGGGCAGCAUAUCUUGGGCCAUGCUGGCAUUCGGGUGAUAGAGCCCGAGCUGUCGGAGGGAUAUGACCCUUCCCAGAAAGAGAUCAUGCACGAAGUGGUUAUCGAUGAGGACCUCCCUCCCUUUGAAGCUCCCCAGGGUGUCGCCCAGGCAUUUAAGCUGCGACAUGGUGAUAAGGUCAUCUUGACGCCUAUUGAAGGUUCAGAAUCUGUCAAGGUUGUCGUCAAGAGUGGAGCUGUCUUCAUGGUGCCUAAAGCUAUGGCAUUCAAUCGGUUUGUCGCCGGUCAGCUCCCGUCCGGGUGGGAUCCAACUCGUUACGGUAUUCCUGAGGACAUUGUCGCUCAGGUGGAUCCUAUGACUGUCUAUGUUCUAUGCUGUGUAUCUGAGGCUAUGUAUAGUGCUGGACUAGAGGAUCCAUUUGAGCUGUACCGCCACAUCCACGUAUCUGAAUUGGCUAACUGCGUCGGCACUGGUGCCGGAGGCUUGUUGGCUAUGCGUGGCGUGUAUCGGGACAGAUAUCUUGAUCGACCUGUGCAAAGCGACAUUCUCCAGGAGUCUUUCCUCAACGCCAUGAACGCCUGGACGAAUAUGCUUUUAAUGGGGGCUGCGGGUCCUAUCAAGUCGCCCUCAGGCACAUGUGCGACCUCGGUAGAGUCUAUGGAUAUAGCCUGUGAAGCAAUCCAGACACUUAAGGCCAAGGUUGCUAUCGUUGGUGGCUCCGAUGACUUCCAGGAAGAGAUGUCCUAUGAGUUCGGUAACAUGAAGGCCACUGCCAACGCAGAGGACGAGUUGGAGAAGGGAUAUCUUCCUUCAGAAAUGUCCCGACCUACAGCAUCCUCUCGCAGUGGCUUCGUCGAGUCCGCUGGCUGUGGUAUCCAACUGGUCAUGAGCGCCGAGCUAGCCCUUCAGAUGGGCCUUCCCAUCUACGGAAUAGUCGCUUACUCCCAAAUGGCAGGCGAUAAGGUCGGCCGGUCUGUGCCUGCACCAGGCCAGGGUGUACUCACGGCCGCCCGGGAAAGCAUUGAUGCGGCGCAAUCACCCUUACUGGAUGUGCAAUACCGCAAGGCACGAUUGGAUGAAGCUGUCUCUGAGAUCAAGAGAUGGCGACACAAAGAGUCACAGAAGCUCAUCGCGUCCACGACCUCUAAAGAGUUCAAAGAUCUCGAUGCGCACCUGCAACACAUCAACAACAUCGCCGCGACCCGCAUCCGGGAUGCUCAAUGGACAUGGAAUAAUAACAUCCGUCAUAUAGAUCCCACUAUUGCUCCCAUGCGCGCCGCCCUGGCAACGUGGGGGUUGAGUGUCGACGACAUUCAAGUGGCGUCCUUCCACGGCACGUCAACCAAGGCCAAUGACAAGAAUGAAAGCAACGUUAUCAACCAGCAAAUGACUCACCUGUCGCGCACGGUUGGCAACCCACUUCUCGUCAUAUGCCAGAAAUCCCUAACAGGCCACCCGAAGGGUGCAGCCGGAGCGUGGAUGUUCAAUGGCUGUCUCCAGGCUCUCCAAACCGGAAUUGUACCCGGCAACAGGAAUGCAGAUAAUGUCGACGUGGCGCUCCAGCAGUUCAAACAUCUGGUUUACCCAUCACAGACGAUCCAUACAUCAGGUAUCAAGGCAUUCAUGUUGACAUCGUUCGGCUUCGGACAGAAGGGUGGCCUCGUUGUUGGUAUCGCCCCUCGCUAUCUCUUCUCCACUAUUACGGCCAAUAAGUUUGAAGAUUACCGCGAGCGGGUGCUUCAACGCCAGCAAAAGAUUAUUCCCGUGUUCCAAAGGCGUAUGGCACAGGGCCGUCUUUUCCAGAUCAAAGAUCAGUCGGCUUGGACAAGUGAUCAAGAAAAGGACGUCUUUCUCAAUCCCCAGGCCCGUGUCGCUCAGAAGUCUACUGGCGAAUACAGCUUUCCAACGACGGUUGCCCCAGUUGCAUCAUCACUGCCCGCGAGAACUGUUUCCGACGACAAGCAGCUCUUCGCUAGAUCUUCUGAUCAAUGGCUGCGCGACAGCAUAAGUAAGGAGCAGGGAAAUGUGUCCGUUGGUGUAGACAUUGAGUCUAUCUCCAGUGUCAAUAUCGAGGAUGAAAUAUUCCUGGAACGCAACUUCACGCCAGGGGAGCUCAAAUACUGUCAAGGUAGCCCAGAUAAGCAAGCAAGCCUUUCAGGGCGCUGGGCGGCCAAGGAAGCGAUCUUCAAGAGUCUACAGAUACCGUCUGAAGGUGCAGGCGCUGCGAUGCGGGAUAUUGAGAUUGUCAGCAAUGGUGCUCAGCCACCAACCGUUCUGCUUCACAAUCGGGCCAAAUCGGCUGCCGAUGCCCAAAAGGUGGAAGAGGUCCAGGUUAGUAUCACGCACUCCCCAGAGAGUGCCAUGGCUAUUGCUUUAGCGCGACGUCGUUUAUAG
This is a messenger RNA of Aspergillus oryzae RIB40, 5334 nucleotides long. RefSeq lists its product as uncharacterized. Gene Ontology annotation, cellular component: fatty acid synthase complex. The record is from RefSeq and is a predicted model, not a curated record. Bases 1 to 5334 code for a protein of 1777 amino acids. Gene Ontology annotation, biological process: long-chain fatty acid biosynthetic process. Gene Ontology annotation, molecular function: magnesium ion binding; holo-[acyl-carrier-protein] synthase activity; 3-oxoacyl-[acyl-carrier-protein] synthase activity. The transcript has 5 exons. Lineage: Eukaryota; Fungi; Ascomycota; Eurotiomycetes; Eurotiales; Aspergillaceae.